CUCCCGCUGAGGCAGCGGCGCUUGCGCCGGGCGGCGCUUCCGCCCUUCUCCGCAGCCCGGAGGCGCUCCCGACGGAGGCGAGCGGCGACGGAGCGGAGCCAUGAGGCCGCAGCAGGCGCCCGUGUCGGGCAAAGUGUUCAUCCAGCGCGACUACAGCGGCGGGACCCGCUGCCAGUUCCAGAGCAAGUUCCCGGCCGAGCUGGAGAACAGGAUUGAUAGGCAGCAGUUUGAAGAGACUGUCCGGACACUGAAUAACCUCUAUGCAGAAGCUGAAAAACUUGGGGGCCAGUCCUACCUUGAAGGGUGUCUCGCCUGCCUGACUGCCUACACCAUCUUCUUGUGCAUGGAAACGCACUACGAAAAGGUUCUAAAGAAAAUUGCCAAGUUCAUUCAGGAACAGAAUGAGAAGAUCUAUGCUCCUCAGGGCCUCCUUCUGACAGACCCCAUUGAAAGAGGACUAAGAGUUAUUGAAAUUACCAUUUAUGAAGACAGAGGUAUGACCAGCGGAAGAUAAAACUGUGGAGUCUCAGGUACUCUGCAGAUCCUGGGGUGCUUGUCUCAGUCUAGGUUGUUGGCAGUGUGUGCAGAAGAAAGACUGCAAAUAUUUCUGCCUGUUAUGCAGAAAGAAGUAAAGGGUUUAUUUCCUGUUAGACAAAUGGAAUCCAGACCCUGCCUUUCCUGCCACUGCCUCCUAAGAUAACAAAAUACAGCCACGUAAAGGUUUGUGUAGGGGUUUGUUGGGUUUGUUUAGGACUACUUUCUACUAAUCUGAAACUUCUUUUCUAGCAGAUAGCUCAACAGUGGACUUGCUGUAUCAAAGUUCCCCUACCUCCUACUUUAGAGCAUCAUUCCUUUCUUUGCUGCCAGAUCCACAGUGCCAUCUACUACAAGGACUAACUUCCUAAAACUGCUCCACGUGAGGUGACCCAGCUGGUCAGCAUCCAUUUUGUGGCAAACUUUUAAGCAAUGAGACAAUGAGAUCACUUUUUAGGUUUGGUUUGUUUUUAGGGGGGGGGGUGUCCCCCAAGAAAAAGCAGAAGUGGUAAAGCUAUGUACUCUUCUGAAAGAAACGGGGCUCUUUGCCCAGCAGCAGUCUAGUUUUAGUCACGUAAGUGCAGUGCUGUUCCUCCCUAGUUCUUAAACCCUUCUGUCCAUCAGAAGCUCUGCAAAGCUGCAAGUUGGAGUUGGGAAUUUUUCAGGAACGAGGCCUUCCCUCCAGUUCAGUGUUGGAGUGAGGGGACGCACAGUGCUUCUGCCUGGUGAGAAAGGGACUCAAGGCAACGAGCAUUUAACACUUCCCGUGCUGAUUCUCGUGGAAAACCUGAAGGCAAAGUGUUCCUUGUUUCCGUGUUUUGGUUGUCCCUAGAAAGGGGAGGAAUAGCUGGACUUGAAUCCCGGUGGUUUUUUUACUACUGUAUCCGUGCUGUUAUUGCAUCUGUCAGUGCUCGCCAGAAGAGGGGGUCUAUUCAUUCAGAAGCCAGUAAGUACAUUAAAAUGGAUGCUGAACCAAUAAACAUAACGACACCUACCCUUACUCUGAUUAAUAUGUGAAGUGUAAAACUGUUUCUUUAUGGAUUUAUUCUAUAUAAUUUAUAAGGAAAACACUGAUUUCACAAAGCGUUAGAUAUCGUGUGAGAUGGUUUCUUAAUUCUGUCUGCUGGCACACACUAUUGGAAAGUAGAACUGUGCAUUAGUAUCCCCCACGCAUCGACAUUCCUCAGCAAUACCUGCCAAAGUAAAGUUCCUACAAACUGAGCUGGCUUAAUAUAUUUCUCUUGUAUCCUUUUCCCUUAUCAAAGCAAGGAUAUCUGGGGUUUGAACGUCAUUGUCCAGCUGUAGAAGGAAUUCAAGGAGCUAGGAAAGCAGCAUAGGAGCGCUCUGGCUGUCGGUGGCACUGCAGGUGCUAAUUCUGGAUCUGAAAUUCCAGCUUCUUACUCAGCCACUGAUUUGUUUUUUUUUUCUUUUGAUAUUUAAUAUUUUAAUUGUAUAAAACUUGUUUUUUCUAAACUGUAACAGUGUUUGCCUUUCACAUCUCUUGCGAUAUUGGCAGAAGGACUAAUGGAUUAGUAAAUCUUUUCUUAAACCGUG
Messenger RNA from Strigops habroptila (Kakapo), 2088 nucleotides. RefSeq names its product golgin A7 (gene GOLGA7). NCBI's taxonomy places the organism in Eukaryota, Metazoa, Chordata, Aves, Psittaciformes, Psittacidae. Gene Ontology annotation, biological process: protein targeting to membrane; Golgi to plasma membrane protein transport; peptidyl-L-cysteine S-palmitoylation. The transcript is spliced from 5 exons. Gene Ontology annotation, cellular component: palmitoyltransferase complex; Golgi stack. The record is from RefSeq and is a predicted model, not a curated record. The coding region runs from base 101 to 514 and encodes 137 amino acids.